AUGUCUACGCAACGACCGCUUGCCCGGGCGCAUAUGCUUCGAGCAAUCCGCACCCACACAGUCCGUUCAUCUGGACGAGUGUCGCGAAGGAGCCUGGCGACGCCAGCUCACCCCCCGCCAGCUCCGAAAUCCGUACCACCUCAUUCGAAAGAUACCCAAUCUUACCUGCGGCGCUUGAAUGAACGAUUACCGCGCUUUCUUCGGAGAUAUACCACCCCUCUCCUUGGAGCCCCGGUAACCCACGUCACCUCCUUUCUGAUAUUGCAUGAGAUUACCGCGAUAGUGCCUUUGUUCGGGCUAGUGGCUGCCUUUCAUUACAGUGCGUGGAUGCCAGAUUUGCGCUCCGAAUCAGAGUCAGGUGAAAGCAGCGCGUUUGACCAGGGGGUGAGGCGGUUCGGUCGCUGGCUGGGUAAAAAGGGUUGGAUCGAGGAAUCGGAUGUGAAGACGGUCGCCGAGCACGAGGUCACCGGCAUCACUUUGAGAGAACAUGCGGGCGUGCGGCUUCUACUGGAGUUUGCGACGGCCUAUGCAAUGACAAAGGCCCUGCUACCGCUGCGAAUCGCAGCAAGUGCUUGGGCUACGCCGUGGUUUGCGAGGUCCGUUCUUACGCCGACUACCAACAUGGCAAGAAGGCUCUUCAGCAGGAAUUAA
Molecule: messenger RNA, 651 nt
Organism: Penicillium diatomitis
Lineage: Eukaryota; Fungi; Ascomycota; Eurotiomycetes; Eurotiales; Aspergillaceae
Exons: 1
Coding region: 1-651 (216 amino acids)
Cellular component (GO): mitochondrion
Source: RefSeq, a predicted model, not a curated record